Molecule: messenger RNA, 1592 nt
Organism: Aphanomyces invadans
Lineage: Eukaryota; Oomycota; Saprolegniomycetes; Saprolegniales; Verrucalvaceae
Exons: 4
Coding region: 22-1587 (521 amino acids)
Molecular function (GO): protein binding
Source: RefSeq, a predicted model, not a curated record
GGAAUCUAAGUAUAGAUUGCAAUGAAGACGGCCGCGAUGGGCGCGGCACUGGCCACGUACCUCCACGCCAAAGUGUCGUGGCCCCUCGAAUCGGUCGUGCUGGGGCGGGACUACUCGCAAGUUCAGUCGCAACGGCAGACCUUGAUCUCGAAUACUCAGCCGAACGAAGCCGGCAAAAGUGCACCUCUCAUUGGAGGCGUGGUGGUGAACCCCUUGAACAGCACCAUUCUCGUGUGUGACGUCCGCCACGCGUGCGUCCGCGUGCUCGAUGCGGCGACGCUGCAGCUGCAGCACACAAUCGGAGGGAAAGGUGGGAACCCCGGCAAGUUCCUCGAGCCGCAUUGCAUCGCCAUCCAUGUGACGGGAACGAUAGCAAUCUCCGAUGCCAAAGUCAACCGAAUCCAAGUGUUUUCCAUCCACCACACGCUCCUCGCGCACUUUGGAAAGUUUGGGUCCGAGAAAGGGCAGUUCAACCACAUCUUGGGCCUCGCGUUCACUCCCGACGGUCACAUUGCUGUGGCAGAUAGCGGCAACCACCGCGUUGUGGUCGUCGCGACGACUGGGCAUGUCAUGGCCGUGAUCGGGGCAUUCGGCAUAAAUCCGGGCGAGUUUCAGUCACCGGUUGCUCUUGCGCUCAAUCGAUGCGGCGAUCUGUUUGUGUGUGAUCGGGACAAUCACCGCAUUCAAGUGUUUGGCGCACGGUCGUUCCGCCUUCAAACUCUGUGGGGUAGCUCGACCACGAUGCAGCACCCGUCGAGCAUCGCAGUCGGCUGCGAAGACGACGGCGACAUUGUCGUGUGCGAUGAUACUCGAGUGUUCGUGUUCUCUCAAGUCGGGCUGUUGUCCCACGUCCUGGCCAUUCCAGACGUCCAUGGCGUGUGCUUUGAUCGCCAGCAGCUCGUCCUCACGCAGAGCCCGAACUGCCUUCACCUUUGCACUCCGUACAGGCUUGUUUCGACAGGCCCAUGGAUGGCAAAAAUUCCUACGCGUGUCUUUCAUCAAGUGAUGUCGUUCUUGUCGUACCUGGACUCCAUGUCUCUCCGUCAAACCAACAAAUAUUACCACCGCGUGACCAAAGCCCGCCGAGAUGCAUGGCUGCUGCACCCGUUCGUCCCCGGGACCCCGGGCGUCAUUCGAUACGGAAAAGUUGUCGCUCCAGCCACAGGCCUGCUCGCAGUGCAUGACUUGUACUCCAAGUGGGGCGACCAUGUCAACGCCACGAUCGCAUUGCAUGACCGGCACGGUCUCGAUUUUGACACGUCAUUCAAUGGCGCCAUUUGCGAGUACUUUGGGCCGAUGUUUUGGUUCCAACACGAGCCUGCGCUGCGCACGAUGUUUUUCUUUUACGCAAGUUCAUCCGACCCACGAACCAAAGCGAAGCUGCUCCUUCGCCAAGACUUCGUUGAGCUCGUGACCGUGCUUCUGGAAAUUCAGGCGAAUUAUCUCCAGUGGUCGCAGAGUCGUCCGUUUUGCCAUGUUGCGGUUCCCGCCACCCGAUGCGCCCACGUUCACCGUCUCGAGCGUCUUGAACAAACGCAGGCGUAUCAGUUGGAUAAACUCAUGCUGAAAUUGAAGGCCAUGAUCUAGUGCUA